Molecule: messenger RNA, 2571 nt
Organism: Polypterus senegalus (gray bichir)
Lineage: Eukaryota; Metazoa; Chordata; Cladistia; Polypteriformes; Polypteridae
Product: gastrula zinc finger protein XlCGF57.1-like
Exons: 2
Coding region: 148-2448 (766 amino acids)
Biological process (GO): negative regulation of transcription by RNA polymerase II; regulation of cytokine production; regulation of immune system process
Cellular component (GO): nucleus
Source: RefSeq, a predicted model, not a curated record
UGCUGGAGUAUGUGAAUUUCCAAUUGGGAUUAAUAAAAUAUCUAUCUAUCUAGAUUUUCUAAUUCCACUUUCUCACUGAAUCAUACUCAAUAAUGGCUUCUCUUACCCAUAUAGUGGAUAAGUGAAGGUCUGUCCUGUUUAUUGUAGAUGGCAAAAAGAGGAAUGGUUUCCAGUUGUACUAGCAUUACAUGCCUCCUAAAAUUAUUUACCUUCUUACUAAAUGAGAAGCAGUCUGUUUUGCUCUUGUGUGGUUCUUUAAAUAACUUUACUUUCAGAAGAAUGACUAAAGUAUACUUGUGUACUUCGGUUUUUGUUGAAUGUCUGAAAAUAAUACUGCGCUAUUUCUACAGGAGAGUAAGAUGCAUUUACCAUUUACGUGAUAUUUUUAUCGACAAGAUGGAGAAGAUUUGCCAGGCUGUCCAGACAUCUCCCAAUAUGGUGUAUAAAUGUGAAGAAGGGGACAAAGGAAAGGUAAUGUUAACUCAAUCAUUAGACCAGAACUCCAUUUUUGAGUAUGCUGUGGAGAAAAGGACGGUGCAUAUUAAGGAAGAAAUGUGUGAAUGGGAAGCUGUCCAUUGCAGCCAGGAGAGCCUGUCCACUAUGAAGGAGGAUUGCGAGCAGGAGGCAGGCGUCACCAAAGAGGACUUUGACCGCAAGUCUGUCAGCACUGACAUGCAGAAGUAUGUGAUUGGAAAUGGUUUCAAAGAAGAAGGCACUGACUCCCCGCUUCUCUCGCAGUAUUUGCAUCCUAAUGAAGGUGUAACCAGGCGGGAGACGCCUGAGAGUAGACGCAGCUUUCUUCAUUCUGCCCAUGUGAAGUCUGAAACAUUGAAGUCUGACCGAAUGACGACUGACAAAGCAUCGUCUCCAGAUCAUUUUGCCAAAGAUUUCCAAGAGAAUGGCAGCUGUUCAGUGUCUUCAUUUCAAAAGGCCACCCUUCAGGAGAAAACAAAACUGAAACAGCAUAGUGAAAAUAUUGGAACUACUGUGUCCUGUGUGGUGAGUUUGAAACUGGCUUCUGCAAAUUGUUAUCGUCUUCCUGUGGUCAAGCUGACCAGGAUUGAUUCUAUCAAAAGUCUUCAGUGGCUCCAUAAUAAACAUUCUGUGGCUUUGUUUACCUGCAGACUGUGCGGAAGGUGCUUUAACUACAGAUCACAUUUGGACGAGCACCUGAAAAGGCAUAUUGGAGUGAAGUCACAUUUUUGUAAUGAAUGUGGUAAACAAUUCAUGCUGAAAAGUCACCUUCAAAGGCACAAGAAAAUUCACACUGGAGAAAAGCCAUAUUGCUGUUCUAAGUGUGGCAAGAGAUUCCUAAACAAAAGUAAUUUUCAACGACACAAGAGAACUCACAAUGGGCCUCGAGAGAAGCCAUAUUGCUGUGUUGAGUGUGGCAAACUAUUCACAGAAAAGGGCACACUUCAGAGGCACAUAAGAACUCACACUGGAGAGAGGCCAUAUAGUUGUACUGAGUGUGGAAAACAGUUUGUGGAGAAAAGCAAUCUACGGAGACAUAGAAGGACUCAUACCGGAGAGAGGCCGUAUUGUUGCACUGAAUGUGGUAAACGAUUUGUCGACAAAAGUCACCUUCGGAGACACAGAACUUCUCACACUGGACUGAAGCCAUAUAGCUGUGCUGAAUGUGAUAAACGAUUCAUAAGCUUAAGUGAUCUUGAGGUGCACAAGAGAAUUCACACUGGUGAGAAGCCAUUUAGCUGCAACGAAUGCGGCAAGCAGUUUGCAAGCAUACGCACGCUUCAGUCACACAAGAGAAUUCACACUGGAGAGAAGCCAUUUUCCUGCACUGAAUGUGGUAGGAGAUUCAUAGAAAAAGGAUCCCUGCAAAAACACAGGAAAACUCACACAGGAGAGAAGCCAUAUCGUUGCACCGAAUGUGGCAAACAGUUCACAAGGAUACGGAAUCUUAAGGAACAUAAAAGAAUUCACACGGGUGAAAAGCCACACUGCUGUACUGAAUGUGGUAAGCGUUUCAUAUGCCGAAGUUCUCUACGGAAUCACAAAAGAAUUCACAUGGGAGAGAAACUGUAUUGCUGUACCGAAUGCGACAAGCGGUUCAUGCAAUUAAGUCAUCUUCAGGCCCACAAGAGAACUCACACUGGAGAGAAGCCAUAUGGCUGUACACAGUGUGGUAAACGAUUCAUGCAGAUCAGCCACCUUCAAGCAUACGAGAGAAUUCAUACAGGAGAGAGGCCAUACUGCUGCAAUGAGUGUGGCAAAGGAUUCAAACAAGUAAGCGCCCUUCAGGGACACAAGAGAAUUCACACUGGCGAGAAGCCCUACUGCUGUGCUCAGUGUGGAAAGCGAUACACUCAGAGAAGCAGUCUGUAUGCACACAGUAAAAUCCACAUAGCUUUAAUGAACAGGGUAAAGGAUAAUGGUAACAAAUCCUCUGCAGAGACACAGUCAAAGGUGCAGCCAUCCAUUUUUUGAAUCGGCUUCUUUCACCAUACAGCUGAGGAAGCUUAAACUGCAGUGGAGUAAGGAGAGAACCAGUGCACCAAAGACCAAGAUCAUUAUCUCCAGUGUAUAAAUUAAUCCAGGGGGCUUAACUGA